This is a messenger RNA of Zingiber officinale, 1236 nucleotides long. RefSeq names its product ABC transporter I family member 20-like. Gene Ontology annotation, molecular function: ATP binding; ATP hydrolysis activity. The coding region runs from base 96 to 1109 and encodes 337 amino acids. The record is from RefSeq and is a predicted model, not a curated record. The transcript is spliced from 7 exons. NCBI's taxonomy places the organism in Eukaryota, Viridiplantae, Streptophyta, Magnoliopsida, Zingiberales, Zingiberaceae.
ACACCGCGUAGCUGCAACCUGUACUCUGCCAGAACAUUAUCCACAACUCUUCGUCCCCGUUCGAGACCCACCUUCUGAAAGAAAACGGGAGAUCGAUGGCGGACGAUUGCCCCGCCGGCUCAGCUUCUGGCGCUGGAGGUGUCCCUGUGGUGGAGAUUAAGAACCUCCGCUUCACGUAUCCUGGAAUCGACGGCCACCCGCCUCCGGGAUCCACACCCCUGAUCGACGAAUUCUCACUAUCGCUUGCAGCUGGCGAACGGUGCCUUCUUGUGGGAUCCAAUGGAGCCGGAAAGACUACGAUACUGAAGAUAUUGGGUGGGAAGCACAUGGUGGAGCCUGAGAUGGUUCAGAUCUUCGGGAGGUCGGCCUUCCAUGACACCGCUCUCACCUCUUCUGGCGAUCUUUCUUACUUGGGUGGAGAGUGGAGGAGAGAAGUUGCUUUUGCUGGUUUUGAGGUGUCGAUUCAAAUGGAUAUUUCUGCUGAGAAGAUGAUAAAUGGUGUAUCUGGCAUUGAGCCCAAUAGAAGAGAUGAACUGAUUAAAGUUUUAGACAUUGAUUUAUCAUGGAGAAUGCACAAAGCAUCUGAUGGUCAAAGGAGACGCGUUCAAAUUUGCAUGGGUCUUCUUAAACCAUUUAAGGUUCUUCUUCUUGAUGAAAUAACAGUUGACUUAGAUGUCCUUGCAAGAGCCGACCUUUUAAGAUAUCUCAAGAAGGAAUGUGAAGAACGAGGUGCCACCAUUAUAUAUGCAACACACAUUUUUGAUGGUCUAGAGGACUGGCCGACACAUGUUGUAUAUGUGGCUCAUGGAAAAUUGCAAUUAGCACUCCCUUUGGAGAAAGUCAAGCAGAUGAGUAAUUUAUCAUUAAUGCGAACAGUGGAGAGUUGGUUGAGGAAGGAAAGGGAUGAAGACAGGAGGAGAAGAAAGGAGCGAAAGGAAAGUGGGCUUCCAGAAUUUGAAAAACCAGUCAAGGGGUCGAGAGUAACAGGUGAUCCUGCCCGGAUUGCGAUCCGAGUGAUGAACAACGGCUGGGCCGCUGGAAGACUUAAUUCAACUGUCGCGGGGGAGGAGAAUUUCUUUUUGAGUUCCAACAGGGUCCUUAGACAAUAACCUCAGCUUUGCUAUGUUCUGUUCGUGCGUGAUCAAUUUAUAAUUUUCAUGAAAAUAAAAGGAAUUGUUUUUAUGCUAAUGAUAUCUAUUGAAGCACUAAUGAAGUUCAGAUUUACAAUUUCAGUCA